AAUCAUGACGUCAGUGAUCUUCAGGUCGGAAAGUCGGAGAAAGAGUUCCCAGAUGUUGAGGCCUGAGUUCAAGUUGGAAUUCAGAGUUGGAUGACCGUUUAAAUCGACAGUUGUCCCACUUAUUUCCCAGUUGUUUUGAACGCACUGAAUCGGAAGUCGGAGAUUUUCGAAUUGCCAUUUGUUUUGUACGCGACAUAGAAUUGUACCGCAGUAAUCACAGGCAUGAACCUAUAACAUUUGUUUGCGGACCGCCAUACUACCAAAGAAGAAGACGCUGCUCUAAUCAGUCAUCUCGUUAGCUUGCUAGCCAACAUAGCCAAAACAUUGGCGCUCUUUAGACACUGUGUUUUAAGCACACUUCUGUCGUAUCUACUAGUUACCCCAUUUAAUGUCAUAUGUACGCAGUUGUUAGUCAGCUAACUGGCUUGUUAAAUUAGCAGUAGCACUAGGCCAGUCGCUAAUUCUAACUAGCUAGCUAAGUGACAUCCCCGACCAUGAGUUCACUGAGUUACUUGCACCCUGCUAAAGAAGAGGAGGCAUGCUGGGCGGAGAAAGAAGCUCCCGUGAAAGUGGAGAGGGAAGAGGAGGCUGUUAAACAAGAAUCAGAGAAUGAGGCUGUUACAGUGAAAGAAGAGGAAGAAGCUUUCAGAGUGAAAGAGGAGGAAGAUGCAGUUUUUGCAGUGAAGGAGGAGGGGGGGAUCACUGACGAAGACAUUUUGGGAUUGAAGGAGGGGAGAUUACUGUCACAUUAGAGGAGACGGAAGAGAAAGACGUUUUUGGAGUGAAGGAGGAGAGGGAGAUUACUGUCACAUUAGAGGAGACGGAAGAGAAAGACAUGUUUGGAGUGAAGGAGGAGAGCGAGAUUACUGUCACAUUAGAGGAGACGGAAGAGAAAGACGUUUUUGGAGUGAAGGAGGAGAGCGAGAUUACUGUCACAUUAGAGGAGACGGAGGAGAAAGACGUUUUUGGAGUGAAGGAGGAGAGCGAGAUUACUGUCACAUUAGAGGAGACGGAAGAGAAAGACGUUUUUGGAGUGAAGGAGGAGAGCGAGAUUACUGUCACAUUAGAGGAGACGGAAGAGAAAGACGUUUUUGGAGUGAAGGAGGAGAGCGAGAUUACUGUCACAUUAGAGGAGACGGAAGAGAAAGACGUUUUUGAGGUGAAGGAGGAGAGCGAGAUCACUGUCACAUUAGAGGAGACAGAAGAGAAAGACGUUUUUGAGGUGAAGGAGGGGGAGAUUACUGUCACAUUGGAGGAGGAGACUGGAGAUCUGAUUAACACCAGAGAGAGGCCGGACUCUCACUCUGACAGCGGGAAGAGUCCUUCAGGGGAACCAGACCCAGAGACGCCCAUACCAGCGGGACAACACCACACUUCCCAUUGGGGAAAGAGUUUUAAGCGGUUAUGGACACUAAAAGGGCAUGGGAGAACACACACAGAAGAAAAGCCUUACCACCGCUCAGACUGUGGGAAGAGGUUUAGCCAGAUAGACAGCCUGAAACGACAUGAGAGAAUACACACAGGAGAGAAUCCUCACCACUGCUUCCAGUGUGGCAAGAGGUUUACCCGUUUAUGUUACCUGAAAAUACAUGAGAGAAUACACUCUGGAGUGAAGCCUCAUCACUGUUCCCAAUGUGGAAAGAGUUUUACCCAUUCAGGGAGCCUGAAAAAACACGAGAAAACGCACUCAGGAGAGAAGCCCUACCACUGCUCCCAGUGUAGAAAAAUAUUUAACAGUUUAUGGCACCAGAGAAUGCAUGAGAGGGCACACACAGGAGAGAAGCUUUAUCACUGUUCCAACUGUGGAAAGAGUUUUACCCGGUUAGGGAACCUGAGGACGCAUGAGAGGGCACACACAGGAGAGAAGCCACAUCACUGUUCCCACUGUGAAAAGAGUUUUACCCGGUUAGGGCACCUAAGAACGCAUGAAAGGGCACACACAGGAGAGAAGCCAUAUCACUGUUCCCACUGUGAAAAGAGUUUUACCCAGUUAGGGAACUUAAGAACACAUGAGAGGGCACACACAGGAGAGAAGCUUUAUCAUUGUUCCCACUGUGGAAAGAGUUUUACCCGGUUAGGGCAGCUGAGAACACAUGAGAGGGCACACACCGGAGAGAAACCUUACCACUGUUCCUUUUGUGAAAAGAGUUUUACCCGGUGGGGGAGCCUGAAAAAGCAUAAGUGGAUACACACGCGUGAAAAGCCCUACCAGUGCUCCUUGUGUGGAAAGAGUUUUACCCAGUUAGGAAACCUGAACCAGCAUGAGAGGACACACACAGGAGGGGAUAAGACCUACCACUGCUCCCAGUGUGAAAAUAGUUUUACCCGGUUAAGGCAUCUGAAUAAGCACGAAAGAAUACAUACACAGGAGGAGAAGACAUACCACUGCUCUCAAUGUGGAAAGACAUUUUCCCAGUCAGAGGACCUGAAAUCACAUGAGAGAAUAGAGAGGCUGUGUUCUGACUUGUGUUUUUGAUUGAGCAUGUGUUUUUGUUUAUGCGAAAAACAAAAACAAAUUGUAUGUAUGAAAGCUUUCAUUAAAAGAAUAGGUCUACUUUUAAUUUUUUAUCGAGACCAUGAUCAUAUAUAAAAAUCUGAUAUUAACAUUUUGUUUUGAUUAGGAACUUUGAUUGAUUGGAUAGUAUCAAUCCUUAGAUGUUCAUGUUAUGAUUUUUGGAUAUUUCAAAAUGUAAAUAAUUAAGUAGAUUUAUUGGAAGGUGCAUUUCUCUGUUUUAACCUUAAUCUCUUGAAUGUAGUUGUUUCAUUGCGUACAUUUGUGUACUAUUCAUCAAGCGAAAGGUGUAUGAAAAUGUGAUGAUGUAGUUCUGAUGACGUUAAGAUGUUGACAUGAAAAACAUUCACUUCCUCGUGAAAAUUCCCAUCAGUAUUAUUCCACCAUGUCAGAGAAAACUCUGGUGCUGAUUGUAAAAAGGAUUUGAUUAAUGCAAAAUAUUGUGUUUGGGAAAAAAAAACAUUUGGAACACCAAUAUAUAAUUAUAUACAUCUACAUUAUGUAUUGUUAUACCAUGUAGGAGCAGUAUAGACCUAGUCUGUUCAUUAUAUACAUCUACAUGAUGUAUUGUUACACCAUGUAGGAGCAGUAUAGACCUAGUCUGUUCAUUAUAUACAUCUACAUGAUGUAUUGUUACACCAUGUAGGAGCAGUAUAGACCUAGUCUGUUCAUUAUAUACAUCUAUGUAUUCUUACACCAUGUAGGAGCAGUAUAGACCUAGUCUGUUCAUUAUAUACAUCUACAUGAUGUAUUGUUACACCAUGUAGGAGCA
Salvelinus fontinalis (brook trout) is the source of this 3284-nucleotide messenger RNA. RefSeq names its product zinc finger protein 436-like. The transcript is spliced from 2 exons. Bases 836 to 2476 code for a protein of 546 amino acids. The record is from RefSeq and is a predicted model, not a curated record. NCBI's taxonomy places the organism in Eukaryota, Metazoa, Chordata, Actinopteri, Salmoniformes, Salmonidae.